UAUUGCAGCCAAUCUAAAAACAGCUUAGCAUACUCAACCCCACAAGAGGUCUGGGAUGGUGGCCUACAAACGAUUAAUAAUACUAUAUGAGCAAGCAAACGUCAAUCUCCUAAUGAAGUUUCCACCACUUAGCAACAUACGUGACCGCAUUUGACUCAAGAACUGCCUUUAAGAAACUGCCUUUAAAAGCCCUCCAACACAGCAUCUCUUCCACACUUCUUUACCCUUUGCUUCACUAAGAAAACCAAGAAAUAACCAGCUUUCACCUCUCUUCUUCCUUACACAAAACUUAUAGCUUUUUAGCAUAACAAUUAAUUGAAUAACCCAUUUCAGAGAAAUGGUGUCAUGUGAGCUAUGUAGACAAAGUGCAGAACUAGUGCUAAAAGUUGUCCUACUUCUCUUGCUCAACUUAGCUGAUCAUAACACCAACCACUGUUCUUACCUUCCUCAAGCCACUCAAGAUUUCACAAACGUAAGUGCACAUGAUCUAGUAUCAUCACUUAAAAAGUUGAAUCUAAAUGGUCAAUUUGAUUUUGACAACACCCGUCGUGUAGCAAAUGAUUUUGGCAACAGAUACCAUUUCCUUCCAAUGGCAGUUCUGUCCCCAAAAAAAGUAUCAGACAUCUCUUCUACUGUUAAACAUGUCUUCAAUAAGGGUUAUAACUCAGACCUCACGGUUACAGCAAGAGGCCAUGGUCACUCACUUCAAGGGCAAUCACAAAGUCAUGGUGGCAUAGUCAUCAGCAUGGAAUCAUUAGAUGAACCAAAAAUGCAUGUUCAAACAGGGGAGCGCCCCUAUGUUGAUGUUUCUGGAGGUGAAUUGUGGAUAAACAUUCUGCAUGAGACACUAAAAUACGGAUUAACACCUAAGUCAUGGACCGACUACCUAUAUUUAACCGUCGGAGGGACCCUGUCAAACGGCGGGAUUAGUGGACAGGCGUUCAGACAUGGACCUCAAAUAAAUAAUGUUCACCAGCUGGAAGUUGUCACUGGAAAGGGAGAAGUAGUGAACUGCUCAAAAGAAGAGAACGCUGAUCUCUUUCAUGGUGUUCUUGGGGGAUUAGGACAGUUUGGCAUCAUUACCAGAGCAAGAAUUUCUCUAGAGCCAGCUCCAAAAAUGGUGAAAUGGAUUAGAGUGCUUUACUCAGAUUUCAACUUAUUCACCAUGGAACAGGAAAAGCUAAUAUCAUCAGAUAAUUCCUUUGAUUAUAUUGAAGGUUUUGUCAUAAUAAACAGGACAGGUCUUGUUAACAACUGGAGAUCUACUUUUAGCCCCAAAGACCCCCUUCAAGCUAGUCAGUUCAUCUCUGAAGGAAAAACUCUAUACUGCCUCGAAAUGGCGAAGUACUUUAACUCUGAAGAUGCGAACAUUAUAAAUCAGAAAACAGAAUUUUUGUUGUCCAAAUUAAACUACAUCCCUCACACACUUUUCCAGUCAGAAGCAUCAUACGGGGACUUCCUAAACAGAGUUCACCUAUCAGAAAUAAAGCUCCGAGCAAAAGGACUGUGGGAUGUUCCUCAUCCCUGGUUAAAUCUUCUUGUUCCCAAGAGUAAGAUACACAGUUUUUCUGAAGAAGUAUUUGGUCAUAUCCUCACAGAUACAAGCAAUGGGCCAAUCCUCAUUUAUCCUGUCAACCAGUCUAGGCGAGAAACUAAUGUAGACAUUGCGUUGUCCUUCUCAGAUGGAAUGACAAGACAUCUAUGGUGACCCCAGAGGAAGAUGUUUUCUACCUUGUUGCAUUUCUGUCAUCUGCAAUACCAUCUUCAUCUGGAUCAGACGGUUUAGAAAAUAUUUUAACAAAAAACAAACAUAUACUAGAUUUCUGUGAGAUGAAAAAGCUCGGGAUUAAGCAAUAUCUUCCACAUUACGACACUCAGGAAAGAUGGCAAACUCAUUUUGGGACUAGAUGGGAUGAUUUUGCACGACGGAAACUCAACUAUGACCCUCUAGCAAUCCUCACACCAGGACAAAGGAUUUUCCGUAAAGGAAGAUCCAUUUCGUGAUAUUGGGCAUCAUCUCAAGAACUGAUUCAAAUAGUAUGACUCAACGGAAAAAGUUAGAGAAGCACCAAGGCCGUUGUCAGUAAGUAGCCCAUCUACAUAACUGAAGCGACUUUCAGCACACUAGGGCUAGUGACUUUAGUUUCAGGGAGGAUACAAUUUCAUUGAUGUACAUUUUUGUUCUUUUAAACGCUCUCAUAACAAUUCAGAGCAAGACACCAAUAUUUAUUCUGUGAUUGAAGAUAAACUGAGGAAAAUCCAGUUGCAUAAGCCAAAUGAGAAUGUAAAGUUUAAAAGACAACUUCAGAACAGAAAAUAUUUUUUUUCUAGAGUUGGUCGACUAAAAAGGAUUCUCAAAAUGAGUAAAUGACCCACAGAAAAAGACGCUCCAAGAUUGCCUUUUGGUAGUUAAACGAUAAAGCAUACUUCAUAGUAUAAGGAAAAGACACACGGAAUGUGCGGUGAACAUACCUAAAACAAGUUCAAAAUUUGUAAGCAAACUCCAAAAGAU
Molecule: messenger RNA, 2512 nt
Organism: Amaranthus tricolor (Joseph's coat)
Lineage: Eukaryota; Viridiplantae; Streptophyta; Magnoliopsida; Caryophyllales; Amaranthaceae
Product: cytokinin dehydrogenase 1-like
Exons: 5
Coding region: 338-1708 (456 amino acids)
Biological process (GO): cytokinin metabolic process
Molecular function (GO): cytokinin dehydrogenase activity; FAD binding
Source: RefSeq, a predicted model, not a curated record